AUGGAAUACGACGAUUAUAGCGACGACAAUGUUGUUAAAACAGUCACAAUAGCCUAUCAUCUCAAAAAUUACAUUGAUAAAAAAAAACGCAGUCGCAGGGCCGUAAAAAACAUCAACGACAGCAAAAACAUCAACAAAAUUGUCCGCCAAAUCAUCAUCAUCAGCAGCAACAACAACAGCAACAACAACAACAACUUCGACGACUACGACAACUACGUUUACAUCAACAACGAAUCCGACCGCAUAAAUAAAAUCGUGAAACAGGUAGAAUACGCAGACUACAAUAACUUAAACAACAUCAACAGCAUCAGCACCAUGACCACUCGCAACGACAACAUCAACAAUUUACGCGUUAAGAAAAGUAGUGAUUAUAGCUAUCAUUACGAAGACCAAGACACCGACUACCACAACUACAAAACUCACGACUACGACAGCAGCUACGACUUCCCAAAACACGACUACGACACCUACAAACGCGACUACGACAGCCACAAACGUGACUACGACAGCCACAAACGUGACUUCUUCUACUGCUACCAGUGUGCUUAUGACAGCAGUGAUGUUAACGAGAAUGAAUGUCUCGAUCCAAUAGACAGAGAACUUGUAAGAAAGACCAAAUGCCAAACAAAUUGUACUAUAAUAACCGACGAAUCGGCGGAUAUAUACCGACUCACGAGAACAUGCUCGAAUAAUUGCAAACCUUUCACCAGCCGGAACCACAACGUCACUUGCUGCACCGACGAUUACUGCAACGCCGCUGUCGACCUGGCCACUAAGAACAGUUUUAGUAGUAUUUUAGUAACUUUCCUAGGCUGUUUGCUAACUAUAUUCAGGGAAUCGCGCCAUUCAGCUGAUCGAUCUUUAAAAGUGGCAGCAAUUUUCGAUUAUUUGUCGAAAAUUCGGUACAUCUCUAUUCUUCCAAUGUUCAACAAACAGUCAUAUGAUGGAUAUGUUGAUACUGAUAGCACAUGA
Messenger RNA from Helobdella robusta, 972 nucleotides. RefSeq lists its product as hypothetical. The record is from RefSeq and is a predicted model, not a curated record. The coding region runs from base 1 to 972 and encodes 323 amino acids. Lineage: Eukaryota; Metazoa; Annelida; Clitellata; Rhynchobdellida; Glossiphoniidae. The transcript has 4 exons.